Molecule: messenger RNA, 1299 nt
Organism: Suncus etruscus (white-toothed pygmy shrew)
Lineage: Eukaryota; Metazoa; Chordata; Mammalia; Eulipotyphla; Soricidae
Gene: VPS72
Product: vacuolar protein sorting 72 homolog
Exons: 6
Coding region: 1-1095 (364 amino acids)
Biological process (GO): regulation of DNA-templated transcription; chromatin remodeling
Cellular component (GO): nucleus
Molecular function (GO): ATP-dependent H2AZ histone chaperone activity
Source: RefSeq, a predicted model, not a curated record
AUGAGCCUGGCCGGGGGCCGCGCGCCCCGCAAGACGGCGGGGAACCGGCUGUCGGGGCUGCUGGAGGCCGAGGAGGAGGACGAGUUCUACCAGACCACCUACGGCGGCUUCACCGAGGAAUCCGGGGAUGACGAGUACCAAGGGGACCAGUCCGACACGGAGGACGAGGUGGACUCGGACUUCGACAUCGACGAGGGGGACGAGCCAUCCAGUGACGGGGAAGCGGAGGAGCCGAGAAGAAAGCGCCGAAUCGUGACCAAGGCCUACAAGGAGCCUCUCAAGAGCCUGCGUCCUCGGAAGGUGACCAUCCCGGCGAUCAGCUCCCAGAAGGCCCGGGAGGAGAAGGCCUUGCUCCCGCUGGAACUGCAGGAGGAUGGCCCUGACGGUCGGAAGUCCAUGCGUCAGUCCACAGCUGAGCAUACUCGACAGACAUUCCUCCGUGUGCAGGAGAGGCAGGGCCAGUCGAGACGGCGGAAGGGCCCCCACUGCGAGCGACCCCUGACACAGGAGGAGCUGCUCCGGGAGGCCAAGAUCACAGAGGAACUCAACCUGCGUUCACUGGAGACGUACGAGCGGCUCGAGGCUGACAAGAAGAAGCAAGUUCACAAGAAACGCAAGUGCCCGGGACCCAUAAUCACUUACCAUUCAGUGACUGUUCCGCUUAUUGGGGAGCUGGGCCCCAAAGAAGAGAACGUGGAUGUCGAAGGACUUGACCCUGCUCCCGCGGCACCUGCAUCAGCCCCUCGCUCCGGGACCUUGUCGACCGUUCCUCCCGCUUGCUGCUCACGGACCUUUAUCACCUUUAGCGAUGACGCAACCUUUGAGGAAUGGUUUCCCCAGGGACGGCCCCCCAAGGUCCCAGUCCGGGAGGUCUGUCCCGUGACCCAUCGCCCCGCGCUGUACCGGGACCCAGUGACAGACAUCCCCUAUGCCACCGCUCGCGCCUUCAAGAUCAUCCGCGAGGCCUACAAGAAGUAUAUCACUGCCCACGGCCUGCCACCCGCUGCCUCUGCCUUGGGCCCCGGCCCUCCGCCUCCCGAACCCGUCCCUGGGUCUGGGCCCCGGGGCCUGCGCCAGAGAAUCGUCAUCAAAUGAGCAGAAGCAGGGUCCCCCGGAGACUCUUCCCUUUCCUCUUGUCUCUCCUUUGGGACCCAGAGUUUCACACACACACAUAGACAGACCCCUCUCUCUCUCCCGUGUCACCCAUGUCACCUUGCCCUGACCUCUUACCCCUUCUGUGUUUUCCCCCAACUUCUUGCUUGCUUGUUUGUGGUUUUUAACCUAAUAAAAUAGAAAAGU